UGUUGUUUUUGUUUAAGUAUGUUUUUAUUGAUUUUAGAGAGGGAGAAAGAGAGAAACAUCCAUUGGCUGCCUCCUGCACGCCCACUACUGGGGAUCAAGCCAGCAACCCCGGGCAUGUGCCUUAACUGGGAAUUGAACUGGCAGCUUCUUGGUGCGUGGGAUGACGCUCAACCAACUGAGUCAAACCAGCCAGGGCUGACCUGGCUUUUUGGUGAGAUGUAUCCAUGGGUCCAGUUCCCCUGUGAUAGAAGUAUGGGCCUCUCCAGCCCUCUUCCAAAGAUGAUGUAGAAUGAAAGACCGAGUUAGCCAAACUGGCUAAGCAGCUGCAACAUGUGCAGUAUUGGUGACAACUGAAGAAGGGCCGAGGCCUCAAAGACCUCAGGGACUUCUUUCAGUACUCACAGAAACCUAUACCCUGGUGAUGGCACACAGGGACUGUUUUCUUGCUCUAAGUCUGAAUGACUGCCAAAAAGGAAGGCAAAGGUAGAGCAGUUGGAUCGCUGGCUCUCCCCAUAGCUUCUAAUCUCAGACCUUCAUAAACUCCAUUCUGAGCCCAAGGACAAAGCUCACUUGAACAAAUGAUUUUGAGUCAUGAAUGAAAAAUCUUGCUCUUUCCACAAUGAGAAAGAAUUCAGAGAUGGACAGGUCGAAAGUGUGUCUGCUGGGAACCCUCCACCAAACGACAAGGACAGCAGUGCUCUUCUGGCUUUCAGAGGAAUUCCUAUCUCGGAGUUGAAGAACCACAGCCUCCUCCGAGCCCUGACAACAGAAGCUAAUGGAUGGGCACCAGGUGUUGUGAGCCCCGAGUUGCUCAGAGCCCAGGAAGAAUGGGAAGCCGUGCAGAACAUCCAGCCAGAGACAGGAAGCCAGACAGACCAGCCUGCACAGCUAAUCUCCUUCAGUGAGGCCCUGCAGCAUUUCCAGACCAUCGACCUCUCCUCCUUCAAGAAAAGAAUCCAGCCAACAAUUCGAAGGACUGGGCUUGCUGCCCUCCGGCACUGCCUCUUCGGGCCUCCAAAGCUCCACCGGGGCCUCCGUGAAGAAAGGGACUUGGUCCUGACCAUUGCUCAGUGUGGCCUGGAUAGUCAAGACCCAACACAUGGCCGAGUCCUCAAGACCAUCUAUAAGAAGCUGACUGGCUCCAAGUUUGACUGUGCCCUCCACGGCGAUCACUGGGAAGAUCUGGGCUUUCAGGGAGCAAAUCCAGCCACAGACCUUAGAGGAGCGGGCUUCCUUGCCCUCCUGCAUCUGCUGUACCUGGUAAUGGACUCAAAGACCUUGCUGAUGGCCCAGGAGAUUUUCCGCCUGUCUCAUCACCAUAUCCAGCAAUUCCCCUUCUGUUUGAUGUCUGUGAAUAUCACCCGCAUCGCAAUCCAGGCCUUAAGAGAGGAGUGUCUCUCCAGGGAGUGUAAUCGGCAGCAGAAGGUGAUCCCAGUGGUGAACAGCUUCUAUGCUGCCACUUUCCUCCACCUCGCUCAUGUCUGGAAGACGCAGCAGAAGACCAUCGCAGACUCGGGCUUUGUCCUCAAAGGACCUGGGCUGGGGGUACUCCCUAGAGCUGCUGGGCCCUGGACUGUGCAUCCAAAGCCCCCUCAAGCCUUUUGUUCGCAAUGCUCUCUGUUCCAGACUUGGAAGUGUUGGCCAAGAAGAGCCCACGGCGGCUGCUCAAGACCCUGGAGAUCUACUUGGCUGGAGUAUCGAAGGGACAGACCUCCUUGCUGGGAGCACAGAAGUGCCGUGGGGCACCAGCCCCUCACUCCAAGGACCUCACUUUCACAGGCGUGUGUGACCUGCCACCACACUCAUCCGAAGGCACGUGGCCGGUCUGACCGCCGAGGCAAACCAUAUCAGGAACGCCUGGCUGGACCAUGCCCCUCCCAUCUCAGCAGAAGGGAUGUGGAAGCUCCCAGGCCUGGUCGGGGAAGCCAAGGACCCUCCUCCUAUUGGGACAAGGGGCAGUCAGACUUGACGCACUCCAUACAGAUCUGCAUCCUUUGCUGUCACCUGAGUUGGGUUCCAGGUCAUCUCGGUGACAGUGAAUGGAUCGUGAGGUGGGAGAGCCCCACCAGGAUGUUCCACACGCCCCCAGGUAGGGCUUUCAGACCCUGGUGGCCAUAGGACAGGGACCAGACAGGGACAUAGAGUGUCUAGUUAGACUGUGAAGGGAGGUGGCAGUGGCAGCAGCCAACGGGGCAGCAUGAACAAGAGCAAGACACCUGAGGCCACAGCUGGGCCGGCCUCCUCGCCUCCAGCCACCAGGCCAGCAGAAGGACCCCUCUGGGGCUUCUGGCCUCCCAUUUGUCCCAUCUCCUCUCCUCCCGCUGUUUAUGGGACAGAGCAGGGCCUCUGGCCAAGUCUCCAUUGCUGCCCAUCCUAACUGCCUGCCCGCCGGGCUUCCCAUGGGGGUUGUGCGGUGCCCAUCACAGAUGGUUUUCUAGCCUGGUUGGGGGAAGGAGGAAAUCGGAAGUUACUGAAUAAAAGAAUUGUUCUGGG
This is a messenger RNA of Myotis daubentonii (Daubenton's bat), 2493 nucleotides long. RefSeq names its product ELMO domain containing 3 (gene ELMOD3). NCBI's taxonomy places the organism in Eukaryota, Metazoa, Chordata, Mammalia, Chiroptera, Vespertilionidae. The record is from RefSeq and is a predicted model, not a curated record.